This is a messenger RNA of Lodderomyces margitis, 2907 nucleotides long. It is a transcript of the gene RPN1, whose product is annotated as proteasome regulatory particle base subunit. Gene Ontology annotation, biological process: regulation of protein catabolic process; proteasome-mediated ubiquitin-dependent protein catabolic process. The record is from RefSeq and is a predicted model, not a curated record. Gene Ontology annotation, cellular component: proteasome storage granule; nucleus; proteasome regulatory particle, base subcomplex. Bases 1 to 2907 code for a protein of 968 amino acids. Gene Ontology annotation, molecular function: enzyme regulator activity. NCBI's taxonomy places the organism in Eukaryota, Fungi, Ascomycota, Pichiomycetes, Serinales, Debaryomycetaceae. The transcript has a single exon.
AUGGCACCAGUACAGGAAGAAACUAAGGAUCACCAACAAACACCUGCGGUUGCCAAAGAUGCAAACCCGCCAAAAAAACAUGUGGACAAGGAAGAAGAAUUAUCUGAGGAAGACCAGCAAUUUAAAGAAGAAUUAGAACUGAUAGUGGAGAAAUUGAAGGAGCCAAAUCAAUCGGAAGACCAAUAUGCCAAGUAUUUGGAAUCGUUGAAGAGAUUCAUUCAAGACUCUACUACCUCCAUGACUGCCGUGCCUAAACCAUUGAAAUUCUUAAGACCAAGCUACCCCGACUUGACUGAAUUGUAUGAUGAAUGGAGUAAGAAAUUUGGUGCUAAAAACGCAGUCGUAUCCAGCUUGGCCGAUAUCUUGUCAAUAUUGGCAAUGACAUACUCAAACGAGGGCAAAAAGGAAUCGGUAAAGUAUAGAUUAUUGUCAAACACUGACACUAUUCAAGACUGGGGUCAUGAGUAUUUGCGCCACUUGGCCUUGGAAAUAGGAGAAUCCUAUCAAGAAAAUCUCGGUGUUGACGAAGGAUUGGUGUUGAAGUUGACUCAAUUAGCAUUGAAAAUUGUUCCCUACUUUUUGCAACAUAAUGCUGAAGGAGAUGCAGUGGACUUGUUAUCAGAGAUUGAGAUGAUUGAUAAAUUGCCUCAAUUUGUCGAUGACAGCACAUAUGCAAGAGUUUGUCUUUAUGUUACUAGUAUGGUACCAUACUUGGCUCCACCUGAUGACCUUUCCUUUUUAAACACAGCUUUUGCCAUAUACUUGAGCCACGGCCAAUUGACUCAAGCCUUGACCAUAGCAAUUAAGUUGGAUGACAAAGAGUUAAUAGAUCAAGUUUUUAAUUCGACAAAAGAUGAGUUGGUUCAUAAACAAUUGGGUUUCAUCUUGUCACAACAACGCAGCAAUUUCAAGUUACCAGAGGAAAACCAAGAAGUUCAAGAGACUAUAAGUAAUGUCAAGUUGAGUGAAUAUUUCCAGUACUUGAUCAAAGAGUUGAACUUGUUGGAUCCCAGAGUUCCGGAAGAUGUUUACAAGUCGCAUUUGGAAAACUCAAAGUAUGGUUUGGGAACCUCUGGAUCCAUUGACUCCGCUAAGCAAAAUCUUGCAGCUGCGUUUGUCAAUGCUUUUUUGAACCUUGGAUUUGGUAAAGACAAGUUGGUCAAGUCAGAAGAGGAUAACAAGUCUUGGAUUUAUAGAACAAAGGGUAAAGGUAUGGUAUCCACUACAGCUUCUUUGGGUUCACUCCACCAGUGGGAUGUCAACGAAGGGUUGCAGGUUUUGGAUAAAUACACUUAUUCUGAUGAUCCAGAAGUUAAGGCUGGUGCUUUGUUGGGUACUGGUAUUGUGUCUGCCAAUGUCCACGACGAUGUUGAUGCAGCACUUGCAUUAUUGCAAGAUUACGUCAACGACUCUAACAAAUUGUACCAGACUGCUGCAAUCAAUGGGUUGGGUAUUGCAUUUGCCGGCUCUGCUAAUGAGGAAGUGUUGAACUUAUUAUUGCCAUUGGUCUCCGAUUUGGACGCGCCAUUAGAGGUUUCGUGUUUAGCUGCAUUGGCUUUGGGACAUACUUUUGUUGGAACAUGUCAUGGAGACAUAACUUCAACCAUUUUGCAAACGUUAUUGGAAAGAGAUUUUGCCCAAUUGGCCAACAAAUUUAUCAAAUUUAUGGCAUUAGGUUUGGGUCUUUUGUACAUGGGUAAGACUGAACAAGUUGAAGAUGUAUUGGAGACCAUCGACGCUAUUGAACAUCCAAUCAGUAAGACCUUGAAAGUGUUGGUCAAUAUUUGUGCCUAUGCUGGUACUGGUAACGUUUUGCAAAUCCAGGCAUUGUUGCAAAUGUGCGCAGCUAAACCGAAAGACCAACUUGAUGAAGAAAAGAAAUUGGAGCAAUCUGAAGAAGAUCAGCAAAAGGCGGAACAAAAGGCUGAAGGAGACGGUGAUGUUGAUAUGGAAGAUGCAAAAGAAAGCAAUGAAACCCAAGAAGGUGAAUCGACGGAAAACAAAGCUAAUGAAACUGAAGCAACCGAGACUGAGAAUAAAGAAGAGGCUGAGAACAAGGAAGAGGCCGACAAUGAUGAAGUGGAUGAAGAUGAGGAAUUAUACCAAGGAAUUGCAGUGUUGGGUUUGGCCAGUAUUGCUAUGGGCGAGGAUAUUGGUCAGGAUAUGUCAUUACGUCAUUUCGGGCAUUUGAUGCAUUACGGAAAUUCAUUAAUACGUAGAGCGGUGCCAUUGGCUAUGGGAUUGGUCUCAGUGUCCAACCCGCAGAUAAAGGUUUUUGAAACUUUGUCAAGAUAUUCACACGACCCAGAUUUGGAAGUUGCGCAAAACUCCAUCUAUGCCAUGGGUUUAGUUGGUGCUGGUACAAACAAUGCAAGAUUGGCACAAUUGUUGAGACAAUUGGCUUCGUACUACAUCAAAUCGCCCGAUACGUUAUUUAUGGUUAGGGUUGCCCAAGGUUUAUUGCAUUUGGGUAAGGGAACCUUGACAUUAUCGCCUUUCAAUAUAGAAAGAACCGUGUUGUCUAAUACGGCAUUGGCUUCAUUGUUGACCUUAUCUGUUGCAUUAUUAGACCCAAGAGCAUUCAUUUUGAAUGAUUCAACAACAGAAACAAGUCAUGAAUUGUUGUAUUAUUUAACCCCCGCCAUCAAACCUAAACUGUUGGUGACUGUUGAUGAAAACUUGCAACCCUUAAAGGUCAAUGUAAGAGUGGGUCAAGCUGUUGAUGUUGUUGGUCAAGCAGGUAAGCCCAAAACCAUUACUGGAUGGGUCACGCAAUCCACUCCAGUGCUAUUAAACUACGGUGAACGGGCUGAACUUGAAAACGACGAAUGGAUAAGUUUGAGCAAUUCGUUGGAAGGUGUCGUUAUAUUGAAGAAGAAUCCUGAAUUCAUGGAUAUAGAUAGUUGA